AUGUCUUAUAACUGCUGCACUGCAAACUUCUCCUCAAACUCCCUUGGGGGCUACUGAUGUUACCUAGGCUCCUCCUCCUGUGGCUCCUCCUUCCCCAGCAACCUGGUCUACAGCAGACCUCUGCUCUCCCAGCUCCUGCCAGCUGGGCUCCCCUCUCUACAGCCAGGAGACCUGCUGUGA
Dama dama (fallow deer) is the source of this 180-nucleotide messenger RNA. RefSeq names its product keratin-associated protein 23-1. NCBI's taxonomy places the organism in Eukaryota, Metazoa, Chordata, Mammalia, Artiodactyla, Cervidae. The record is from RefSeq and is a predicted model, not a curated record.